This is a messenger RNA of Clupea harengus (Atlantic herring), 1363 nucleotides long. RefSeq names its product autophagy-related protein 16-1. Lineage: Eukaryota; Metazoa; Chordata; Actinopteri; Clupeiformes; Clupeidae. The record is from RefSeq and is a predicted model, not a curated record. Gene Ontology annotation, biological process: autophagosome assembly.
AGUGAAGGUGAUUGGUUAGUUAGGAAUCACUCGGAAGGAAGGUACCCUAGGUCAAACAGUGUAAACAAAAAGGCGAACUAAGUUAAGCGAAACAGGAUUGUGCCUUUUGAAGGCCAUACAGACUAUUCGUUUUAUAGUGCGGGGACUAAAUAACGAUAUUACGUUGCCUCCGUAGGGUUAGCAGAGAAAACAAAUAAACCUGGCUGGUGUCGGUCUGCCAAAACAAUGGAGAAGUGGAGGAGUCACGUGCGUGGUGAAUUGUUCAACAGAGAUUGCCUUCAAAAAGAUCCUUUUUCUGGUGUGUUAGUUUCACUGUCAAGAUUGGAAGAGAAACUUGAUCUGCGAGACAAACUUUUUGACAGUCUUCAGCCUUGUGUUGAAAGACAUGAUGGAUGUGCAGUAAACGAUGAUCUGUCAAUCAAGCGUCAGCUGGCUCUGAGGGAGAGUGAACAUGAUAGAAUUAAGCUCAGGGAUCGGGUUUCUGACCUGACUGCGGCCCUGUACCUAAAAGAGGCAGAACUGCAGUACUGCCAUUCACAGGUUGUCCGUUUCCGCAAUGAAGCCUUGGUCUUGUGCCGUGAAAUGGCUUCUUUGAAGACCAGCAUGGACGACUACCAGUACUCCCUGGAGAUGCAGUCCAAGGAACUGAUGUCUCACAAGCAGGAGCUGGCGGCUCUAAGAAAUGGGCUCUCCACUGUCCAGCAAGAGAAAGAGGAGCUUCUGAGCCGCUGGAUGAAAGAAAAGAGACUGGAGGCAAAGCGGGUAAACAGAGCCAAUCAAAAGCAAGAAAGGAGGCAUCAUUUCUGCCCAGAAGCUCAACCGCUACAUCCAGAUGAUGGUGAACAAGAUCUGAAAUGUGAACCUAGCGUCAUGAAAAGUUGAGGUUAUUGUAUUGGUUACAUAACAAAACCAUUUAAAAAAAAAAAAAGUUAUGAUCAAUAUCAAAUAUUUUUUUACAGGAUGGGGUAUACUAUGGACAUCUUUGAGAUGGACUUUGUCAUUUUAUUUAGGCAUUUUGCUAUUAUAAUUAGGUGCAUUAACUUUUAUUUUAAUUUAUAGAUUUAUUAUAGAUAAUUAACUGUUUUUUAUAAUGGAUCUGACAACCAUGGUACCAUUAAUUUGUAUGUUUGUUUUUUUGUGUGCUGAUUUUACACAUUUGUAAUCACUAUGGUGCAUUUGAAAGUAUUAUACCGCUUAUUUGCUCUGAAUGAAUUUAUAUUUCACCAAGUCUGCAGCAACAGCAUAUUUGACUGUGAUACGAUGUUUUUCUAACAAUACUCAUACAAAUGAAAACAUUCAGAAUGAUUUUAGAUUUUCUCACAUUUAAUUAGAAAAUUAAAUAAAAAUCUGAAAUAAAAAAUGG